AUGAAACCCAUUGCACCAUUUGUUCUGGAACUUACACUGGAGGACCACACAGAUACCAUAACUGCACUUAUGUUCUCUCCAACUGGGAAUGAACUUGCUAGUGGAAGUGAUAAUGGCAGCAUUAUUAUAUAUGAGCCACUUGUCAGAUCAUUGAAAUACUGCACUGUCUUCCAAGGUGGAAUCCUCAGCCUUGCAUGGGAUCUGCAACACCUGGCUUGCCUCUUUGUGGGUUGUAAUGAUGGCACACUGGCCAUCAUUGAUGAUUUCAAGAACCAAGACCCACCUAGUUCUGUUCUCACUGGCAUCAAAUCACCUAUCUUCUCCCUCUCCAUUGACAAGUACAGUGGUGACAUUGUGAUCACAGUUGGAUCUGAAAUUCACAUUGCAAAAGAAAUUUCCCCUAGUACUUGCUGCCUUUCCCUACUUAAUUGCUUUGAUUGCUUACAGGCAGCAAUUGUUAGGGAACUAUGUCACAAUUAA
Pisolithus orientalis is the source of this 480-nucleotide messenger RNA. RefSeq names its product WD40-repeat-containing domain protein. The record is from RefSeq and is a predicted model, not a curated record. Gene Ontology annotation, molecular function: protein binding. The transcript is spliced from 2 exons. Bases 1 to 480 code for a protein of 159 amino acids. NCBI's taxonomy places the organism in Eukaryota, Fungi, Basidiomycota, Agaricomycetes, Boletales, Pisolithaceae.